UUAGCGAGACUAACGAACGGAAAUUCAUUUUUAUUUAUAUAGAAAUCAUUUUCUACAUUCAAUUUUACUAUUCUAUGUCUUUUCCUUUAAUAACGUGUCACUUCAAAGUCAUAAUGAUGCUAUCAUAAUAGGUGAUGGUAAUCAGACUUGUCAAAAUCAAUAUUUUGAAGUUUGGAAUUAUAGAAUAAUAUUUUAUAAAUUAUGGGGUAAUUUACUUUAUCCGAUGGUAACAUUAACAUUUGUAUAAUGUCAACUGAAACCUACGCGUUCCAAUUUUCCAGUUGUCCAGUUCACACAUUAUACAUCUUCUAUCUCACCUAAACUGUGUGAGUAAAAAAGAGACAACAAAUACUACAAAUGCUGUAUUUUAAUCUAAUUGAUAUUGUUGGCGAUGGAAUUAUUCACUGUUUACGAUUGUUUGAAAACAAAGUAAAUUGUAAAAUGAAACUGAAUCAUUACGUUGUUUUUAUUUUUAUUUUGUGAUAAACUUAUUUAAAAAUCCGUUAAAUAUGAACAAUUUGUGCAGAAUUUGUUUAAAAGUUUCUGAUGGAAAUAUGCAAAACGUGCAAGAAAGUGUAAUUCUUUUUAAAAUUCGAACAUUUCUAACGAUUGAAAUAUCAACAGAAAAUUCAUUGCCCAAACAAAUAUGUAAAGAAUGUUCUAAUAAAACAACAGAAUUGUAUCAAUUUUGUUUAAGUAUUCAAGAAACUGAAGCCAAAUUAAAAUCAUAUUUAAAAAAUGGGUGUUUACAAGAAUAUUAUUCUAAUUUAAUAAAUAAUAUAGAUUUUAAAGAUGAAAAGACUGAUAUUGUAUUUUGUGAGAAUAAUGAUGUUAAAACUGAGACUGAGGACACCUAUUGUGAGUUAGCAGAAACAAACAAAAAUGUAAUUGAAAACAUAGAUAAAUGUAAAAAUUUAAAACAAGAAUUUUCCAUAGAUGAUAUUCAAGAUGAUCAUUACAGUUCUAAUGACGAAUUAACACUAGCAACUAUAAAAAGUAUUAAAAAAGAAGAAAACCUUACAGAAAACAAAAAAAAAGUAAAAACAAAAAAGAAGUUAGAACAAAAGACUAAAGAGGAACUGUCCAAUAAUUCAAAUACUUCCACAGAUAAUAUAAAACAAUUUACUUGUUUAUCUUGUUUGAAGAUAUUCGAAGCUCAGAACAGCCUUAUACAGCAUUAUCAUGCUGAACAUUUGAAAAAAGGUAAAAAUUCAUCUGUGAAUUAUUCUGAAUGUAAUUUGGAUGGAAAUAUUACGUACAGUUGUAAAACAUGUGAGCAUACAUGUAAUAUAAAGAAAGAUAUAAUAAAACACGUUGCCAUUCAUUUUGAUGAGAGACCUCUGAUUUGUAAACUUUGUGGUAGAACUUAUAAAACAGUUCCAGAAAUCAUCCGUCACUCCAGGGUCCAUAAUGGUCUAAAACUUCAAUGUUCAUACAAGUGUGGCUACAGUACUGCUUACCAAGGAGCUUUGAAGGAGCAUGAAAAUAGACACCAGAAUGUCUAUAAGUACACUUGUGAUAAAUGUGGUGUUGGUUUCCACGUGAAGACUUGGUAUGAACAGCAUCAGAACAUUCAUACUGGACUGAAGCCUUAUAUCUGUGAUAUUUGUGGUCAUGCCUUCCAUAUGGCCAGAUACCUGUCAGCCCACAGGAGUUUGAAGCAUCCGCAGUCGUCAAACGUGAAGCGAUAUAUCUGUGUGCAUUGUGAACACAAGUGCGAUAGUGCCAACAGUCUUGCUCUGCAUAUGGAGCAACAUGGGAUAAACAAAGAAAAGGAAUUUCUUUGUGACUUCUGUGGCAAGAUACUCGCUAGUGCUGAUCAAUUGAAGUAUCAUCAUCGCAUGCAUUUAGGAGUUAAACCUUAUUCUUGCAGUAUAUGCAACAAAACAUUUGCAAAGAAGUUUAAUGUGAAGAUCCAUAUGAGUUCUCACAGUGGGGAGAAGACUCACGCUUGUUCCCGAUGUGGCAAGAGAUAUACACAGAGAAGCACGCUGUUACGACACUUAAAAAGACAUCAUGGUGGUGCAUCGCCAAAACGUUCAGAAUAAUCUGGUUUCACCACUAGAAUUACAAUAUAAUAAAUAAGUAAUCGAUAAAGUGUUAUCCGUCAAUAAAUAAGUACCAUGCAUAGCACUAUUGUUUUGUAU
Molecule: messenger RNA, 2147 nt
Organism: Spodoptera litura
Lineage: Eukaryota; Metazoa; Arthropoda; Insecta; Lepidoptera; Noctuidae
Cellular component (GO): nucleus
Molecular function (GO): zinc ion binding
Source: RefSeq, a predicted model, not a curated record